Messenger RNA from Alternaria postmessia, 2223 nucleotides. RefSeq lists its product as uncharacterized. The record is from RefSeq and is a predicted model, not a curated record. Gene Ontology annotation, molecular function: oxidoreductase activity; copper ion binding. Bases 1 to 2223 code for a protein of 740 amino acids. The transcript has 3 exons. NCBI's taxonomy places the organism in Eukaryota, Fungi, Ascomycota, Dothideomycetes, Pleosporales, Pleosporaceae.
AUGGUAGCCUACGCUCCUUACCUCGCUGCUACAGCAUCUUUGUCAUCUGUUUACCACGCAGUUACCCCUUCUGCGUUCCGCUCCGCGCCUAUCUGCCAUGUAGUCACAGCGACAGUGACUGAAUAUGCCACUGCACGGCCCACUACCAACGCUCAUGGACAUGGCGGACCAUACUAUAAUCCUUACAACGACGUACCCCUUCCAUUCGAGUGGCCGGGAAAACCAUCGCAUGGGGAGGAAUACCCUCCUCCUCGACCUUCGAUUCCAUAUCAAUAUGGAGGGCCUGCUAAAGAUGCGUAUGAUGAGCCAUGCUGGAUCCCAAAGGGUACUGGGCAGCUCAAGCCUUCGCUACCAAAUGUUGAACAGUGUGGCAACUCACAAUGGGGACUAAUUGACUCACCUCAUCUUCCGGUCAACGGCCUCCCCGGUAGUAUUUCUGAUAGCGCCUACACAUCGAAUUCUACAAAGCUUCCAUCCACAUUUCCGCCUUAUCCUACGGUAUCUGGCCAUCCAAACAACCAUACCAACGCCACAGGCUUCGAGUCUAUCAGGCAAUCCUCCACCAGGACUCUUGGAUCCGUUGUUACCGCAAGUGCUGCCAGCACACCGACGGCAGAUCCCCUGUGUCCUACCAUGCCGGACACUGGCGUGACAAGGACCUACGAUCUUCAUGUAGCUUAUCAGACCAUUGCUCCGGACGGUGUUACCAGGAAUGGUUUGACUGUAAAUGGCCAAUUCCCUGGCCCUCUCAUCGAGGCCAACUGGGGCGAUUGGAUCUUGUGGAGAGUCACAAAUGACCUGACCGAUGAAGGUACUACACUUCACGCCCAUGGCCUCCUUCAGACCGAGACAUCCUGGUAUGAUGGUGUUCCUGCUAUUUCUCAGUGUCCAAUUUCGCCCAACGGUGGAUACUACGAGAUGCUUUUCCGGGCCGAUCGUUAUGGCACAUCUUGGUAUCACAGUCACUACAGUGCUCAGUAUUCUGGUGGUGCUCACGGCCCUAUGGUCAUCCAUGGACCAAAGCAUGAAGAGUAUGACAUCGACGUAGGACCUAUCAUCCUUGAGGAUUGGUUCCACGCCGACUACUAUUCUCUUGUUGAGGGUACCAUGAAUGGCCUAUUCCCGCCUUCAAACAACAACCUGAUCAAUGGAAGAAUGAACUAUCCUUGUGCAAACACAACGCUACCUUGCACUCCCAAUGCAGGUACCUCCAAGUUCAAGUUCGAGUCUGGAAAAAAGCAUCUACUACGUCUUAUUAAUAUGGGUGCAGAGGGCAACCAGAAGUUUAGCAUCGAUGGGCACCAGCUGAAGGUCAUUGCCGUCGACUACAUUCCGGUUGAACCGUACAUGACGAACGUUGUUACUCUCGCUGUUGGUCAGCGUACUGACGUUGUGGUCGAAGCUAUCGGCAAGCCCAGUGAUACGUUCUGGAUGCGCUCUCAGCUCGCCCAAGGAUUCCGCUGCACUCUGACUGACGGCAUCUCGCCAAACGCCCUUGCGGCAGUUUACUACGAGGAUGCCGAUACCAACGCCAUUCCUCAGACAAGCUCUGAUGUCACCCAGGCUCAGCUUGAGCAGUGCAAGAAUGACCCUAUUACGUCCGCCAUUCCGCUCUGCAAGAUCCCUUUGGAAGAACCUGAUCAUGUCGAGCGCGUAGACUUCGAUUUCCGCUCCAAUGGCACAAACUUCAUCUGGUACCUCAACAACAGCACAUAUCAUGGGAACUACAACGAGCCCACACUCCUGAAAGCGAAGCGUAACGAGUCAGACUUCGAUCCCGAAUGGAACGUGUACCAGUUUCCUGGUGCAAAGAACGUCCGGAUUCAUCUUGUCAACCACGGUCUUAUUGGUGGCCACCCUAUGCAUCUCCACGGCCACGACUACCACAUUCUUGCGGAAGGCUUUGGUGAAUGGGAUGGUGUCGUCACAAAUCCGGAGAACACGCUGCGUCGCGACGUUCACCAGAUGCAGAAUGCGCGCAAUGUCACCGGAACAGUUGAGCCCUCGUACCUAGUUCUACAGUUCACUCAAGACAAUCCCGGCGCCUGGCCUUUGCAUUGUCAUCUGGCGUGGCAUGUUAGCGGUGGGCUUUUCAUGCAGAUUUUGGAGAGGCCGGAGGACAUCCAGAAGCAGGCCUUUGAAGACGAGCAAUUUGAGCUCUGCGAUACCUGGGAUGCCUACACAGCUGGAGUUGUUCUUAACCAGAUCGAUUCCGGCUUGUAG